This is a messenger RNA of Perognathus longimembris pacificus (Pacific pocket mouse), 966 nucleotides long. Its product is annotated as olfactory receptor 14J1. Gene Ontology annotation, cellular component: membrane. Bases 1 to 966 code for a protein of 321 amino acids. Gene Ontology annotation, biological process: G protein-coupled receptor signaling pathway. The transcript has a single exon. Lineage: Eukaryota; Metazoa; Chordata; Mammalia; Rodentia; Heteromyidae. The record is from RefSeq and is a predicted model, not a curated record. Gene Ontology annotation, molecular function: G protein-coupled receptor activity; olfactory receptor activity.
AUGAUCAACUUGACUUCAGAGACAGGAUUCUUCCUCAUGGGGUUUUCUGAUGAUCGAAGGCUUCAGAUUUUAUAUGCACUGCUCUUUAUGGUGAUAUACCUGCUGGCUUUAACAGGCAACCUCCUCAUCAUCACCAUAAUUACCUUGGAUCCUCGUUUGCAUUCUCCCAUGUAUUACUUCUUGAAGCAUCUUUCUCUCUUGGACCUCUGCUUCAUCUCUGUCACAGUCCCCCAGUCCAUUGCAAACUCACUGAUGGGCAACGGUUACAUUUCCCUUGGUCAGUGUGUUCUGCAGGUGUUCUUCUUCAUUGCCCUGGCGUCGUCAGAAGUGGCCAUCCUCACAGUGAUGUCUUACGACCGGUAUGCAGCCAUCUGUCAACCAUUGCACUAUGAGACCAUUAUGAACCCAAAGGCCUGCAGCCGGGCGGUGAUGGCUGCGUGGAGUGCUGGAGGUCUUUCGGGGCUAGCACACACAGCUGUGAACUUCUCUAUUCCUCUUUGUGGGGAGCGUGUGAUUCACCAGUUCUUCUGUGACGUUCCUCAGAUGCUGAAGCUAGCCUGUUCCUAUGAAUUCGUCCAUGAGCUUGCCAUGGCUGCCUUCACAACCUCCAUGGCGUUUCUCUGUCUCCUCUCCAUCAUGCUAUCCUAUGUUCGCAUCUUCUCAGCCGUGCUGAAAAUCCCAUCCGCCGAGGGCCGUACCAAGGUCUUCGCCACUUGCCUCCCACACUUGUUCGUGGUCACCUUCUUCCUCUCAACCGCAGGCUUUGAGUUUCUGAGGCCUCCUUCUGACUCCCCAUCCGCUAUGGACCUCAUGUUCGCCAUAUUCUACACUGUGAUCCCUCCCACACUCAAUCCAGUCAUCUACAGCUUGCGAAACGAAGCCAUGAAGGCAGCUCUGAGAAAGGUGCUGUCUAAAGAAGAAUUUUCUCAGAGAAAGGUGUAUUUGAAAUCCCUAUUUAAACUCUAA